Phragmites australis (common reed) is the source of this 918-nucleotide messenger RNA. RefSeq names its product germin-like protein 8-7. Lineage: Eukaryota; Viridiplantae; Streptophyta; Magnoliopsida; Poales; Poaceae. Gene Ontology annotation, cellular component: cell wall. The coding region runs from base 67 to 750 and encodes 227 amino acids. The record is from RefSeq and is a predicted model, not a curated record. The transcript has 2 exons. Gene Ontology annotation, molecular function: manganese ion binding.
AGCACAAACAGAAUAAGCACAAGGCUACUUGAGAACAGAAAUACACAAAGAUUCUGCAAAAAACAAAUGGCCUCUUCCACCAUCAUCCUUGUUCUCACCACUCUUCUUGCAUUGCUCUCGUGGCAAGCCAUCGCUUCUGAUCCAAGCCCUCUCCAAGAUUUCUGCGUUGCUGACAAGGAUUCUCAUGUGCGUGUCAAUGGAUUCGUCUGCAAAGACCCAAAGGGCGUGAAGGUAGAUGACUUCUUCCUAGCAGCCAACCUUGACAAGCCAAGAGACACGACAAUUGGCAAGGUUGGGUCCAACGUCACCUUGAUCAACGUCAUGCGGAUCCCUGGCCUCAACACCCUUGGGAUCUCCCUGGCACGCAUUGACUAUGCUCCGCUAGGCGAGAACCCUCCUCACACGCAUCCUCGUGCUACUGAGAUCCUAACAGUUUUGGAGGGCACACUCCAUGUUGGCUUCGUGACAUCAAACACGGAUAACAAGUUGUUCACCAAGAUGCUCAACAAGGGUGAUGUGUUCGUAUUCCCGGAGGGGCUCAUCCACUUUCAGUUCAACCCUUGCCCUGACAAGCCAGCUGUUGCACUCGCUGCACUGAGCAGCCAAAAUCCGGGUGCUAUUACCAUUGCCAAUGCUGUUUUCGGGUCAAGCCCAGCCAUCUCCGAUGAUGUCCUAGCCAAGGCAUUUCAAGUGGAGAAGAAGACCGUAGACUGGCUCCAAGCUCAGUUCUGGGGUGACAACCACAACUAAAUUGAUGAUGUUGUAAUCUUAAGAAAAAAUAUUUAGCAUUCAUUUUUUCAUUAUAUUUAUUGUUUCAGGAUUGCAAUAUGUAACAAAAGAUCACUCGCUAUGUAACAUAAUAUCAUGUACAAUUUGAAUAAGAUAGUGUUCCAUGGAAAAGUGUAGGUCCCAAGCUAA